GUGGACUUCGGCCAGCAAUACCAUCAACACCAUCAGCAUGGCGAGUCGGACAUUUCUGGAGCAUUAUAUUGCAUAUCUCACGUCCUGGAAAGGGUUCUUGGCGGUUGUUUUCGUGGCGGUGUUGAGUUGGGGAGUGUGGAGCGAGAGAAGGAGGCGGUUAGCAAGGGCGCGACUGGAGCGGAAAGAUGUGGUAUCCGGAUGCUUUCGGUUGGGGCUGUAUGGGAGAAGCGAACUGGAUGACCAGUAUCUGGAGGAAGGGGACAGUCGACGUCGUCAGCAUGAUCAUCAUUAUGGCGAGAAACAGCAGAGGGCAGUCGUCAAGGCCAUUUUCGUGUACCCGAUCAAGAGUUGCGGCGGAGUGGAGCUGCAGAGAGGUGGAAUAAUCUCGACGGGAAUGGUGUGUGAUCGGAUUUUCUCGUUUGCGCAGCUGGUUUCGACAGAUACGACUCAUGAGUGGCGGUUCAUUACGCAGAGACAGUUUCCCAAGCUAGCACUGCUGCAGACGGAGUUGUGGUUGCCCGAUGUGGAACAGGUCAGCGAAAACACGGAACUGGAUAAGAUCGGAAGCUGGUCCAUGAAUGGCGGAUGCGUGGUGGUCCGGUUCCCAUACCCAACAGACGCCAGAUACGGUUCCAGCGCAGAAACGGUCACGAUACGGCUGCCUCUUAACGCGACGUACGAACGCAGCAGAGCGAAGCAAUAUGUGGAAGAGAACGUCACCAUCUGGACCGACCGCCCUCUGGCCAUCAACAUCACAAACGAGAUUGAUCCCAAUUCACUCGCCAAACUAAAGUACUUCCUCGGAGUCAGCAACCCGCUUGGCCUCUUUAAACAACACGACGACCAACUCCGCAAAAUCUCACGAAGUCUACCACCCAACAGCGCGGACCAAGAUUAUCGAGUAGGAUUUCCGGAUGCCUUUCCCAUACAUAUCAUGAACAUGGCCAGUAUCAGAGACAUUGACGCCUCGCUGCCCGAAGAAACUGCAACCAAGGGAAGACUGGACGCUCGUCGAUUCCGAGCAAACAUUUACGUCUCCGGACCAGACGCAUAUACCGAAGAUCGCUGGAAGCGAAUCGCGAUUGGGAACACAGCAAGUGAGAAUGGACGGCAGAGUAUUCCCGCCAAAUUCCACGCAGCAUGUCGGACCGCCCGAUGUCAAUUACCGAAUGUAGAUCCUCUCACUGGAAUCAAGGAUCGUCACGAACCAGCCACGACAUUGACACGAACACGACAAGUCGACGAAGGAGCGAAACCCCAUCCGUGCCUGGGCUUGUCGAUUAUCCCGAUGUUUGAGAGGGGUGUGGUGAGAAUUGGAGAUGAAGUCACAGUGCUCGAGACAGGCGAGCAUUAUUAUCAAAAGAUGUUUCCAUCUUCGUAGCAUUUCCUUGUGUUGGAGAAAAAGAAGGAAAAGAAAAGA
Molecule: messenger RNA, 1420 nt
Organism: Sphaerulina musiva SO2202
Lineage: Eukaryota; Fungi; Ascomycota; Dothideomycetes; Mycosphaerellales; Mycosphaerellaceae
Product: MOSC-domain-containing protein
Exons: 2
Coding region: 38-1381 (447 amino acids)
Molecular function (GO): catalytic activity; molybdenum ion binding; pyridoxal phosphate binding
Source: RefSeq, a predicted model, not a curated record